Suncus etruscus (white-toothed pygmy shrew) is the source of this 1669-nucleotide messenger RNA. RefSeq names its product required for meiotic nuclear division 1 homolog (gene RMND1). The transcript has 12 exons. The record is from RefSeq and is a predicted model, not a curated record. Gene Ontology annotation, biological process: positive regulation of mitochondrial translation. The coding region runs from base 141 to 1487 and encodes 448 amino acids. Lineage: Eukaryota; Metazoa; Chordata; Mammalia; Eulipotyphla; Soricidae.
GGGGCGGGACUGGCCGGGGCGGGGAGCACGGCAGGGACCUGCCUCCUCGGCCUCCGCCGCCUGGUCCCCCCGUUCCGGCCGGCUACCAGCGGCGUGCUCCUCGGCUUUUUCUCCACCGGCUGAGAGCUUGCCAUGUGGCAAUGUUGCCCCGACUGCUCAGCGCCCUGGCCAGAUCUCACUGCAUUUUGGCAAAAGCCUGCCUAUGUCUGCGAUUUGUCCAUCGGGUGGCAGGUCCCCAGAGGACAUUACAGACACCACUCAGCAGCACCCCAAAAAGAUGUUCAAACACAGAACUUCCCUCUUCUGCCCUGGCAUUGACUAAGCUGCUGGAGUGGGCAACAGGACAAAAAGUGACCCAUGGGCACUUGCUCGAACGCUCGAAGGCCUCCUGCUGCCUGAGUGAAGACAUGAACCUGCCUGACGCCAGGUCUUCAGCAUCUCUUGGGAAAACAACACCCCAAGCUCAUCUCCUCUUUUCUAAAUGGCUUCUGACAACAUUGAGGAGACCCUACUCGUCUCACUCCCCAGAAACUCUGGUCCCUAAAGACUUGCCCCAAAUCAAGCGGCCACUAAAAGCCUCCAGGACCAGGCAACCAUCCAGGACCAACCUCCCUGCCCCAUCUGUGAAUGAGGACCUGAUGCACUGCAUGGCCUAUGCCACAGCAGACGAGUACCACCUUGGAAACCUCGCCCAGGACCUGGCCGCCCAUGGAUAUGUGGAAGUGACGAGCCUGCCUAGAGAUGCAGCGAAUAUCUUGGUGAUGGGGGUGGAGAAUUCUGCGAGAGAAGGGGACCCUGGAACCAUGUUCUUCUUCAGGGAAGGAGCCUCUGUUUUUUGGAAUGUGAAAGACAAAACUAUGAAGCAUGUGAUGCGGGUGCUGGAGAAGCACGAGAUCCAGCCCUACGAGAUCGCUCUGGUCCACUGGGAGAACGAAGAGCUCAGCUACACAAAGACCGAAGGCCAGUCCAGACUCCAGCGUGGGGAGAUCAGGCUGAACUCAGAGCUGGACCUGGAUGACGCCAUCCUUGAGAAGUUCGCCUUCUCCAACGCACUCUGCCUCUCAGUGAAGUUGGCCAUCUGGGAGGCGUCGCUGGACAAGUUCGUGGAGUCAAUCCAGUCAAUUCCCGAGUCUUUAAAAGCUGGGAAGAAAGUAAAACUGUCUCACGGAGAAGUUAUGCAGAAAAUUGGUGAGCUUUUUGCCCUGAGACACCGUAUAAACUUAAGCUCAGACUUCUUGAUUACUCCUGAUUUCUACUGGGACAGAGAAAAUCUGGAAGAACUGUAUGAUAAAACCUGUCAGUUCCUUAGUAUUAACCGCAGAGUUAAGGUCAUGAAUGAAAAACUCCAGCACUGCAUGGAGCUGACUGACCUGAUGCGCAACCACCUCAACGAGAAGCGGGCCCUGCGCCUCGAGUGGAUGAUCGUCAUCCUCAUCACCAUUGAGGUAAUGUUUGAGCUGGGACGAGUAUUUUUUCAAAUCAAGUGAUAACCAAAAGGAAAUUGCAAGACAGACUCAGGUUCUACAAUCAACAAAAUGUUCAUAUUGGGGAGAGGUGUCUUAUUUAAUAAGUAUUUAAUUUUUGCAAUCAGGAGAUUGUUCUAAUCUUUUUCAGUUCCGAAAUGUAUUGCUGCUUAAAUAAAAUGUAUGAAUAUGUUGACUCCAUAAAA